AUCAGAAUUUUAGAGGCAAGUAUCAGCACAGGUUUGUUACCAACAAUCUAUUAUAUCUUUAGGUCAUUGAACGGAAAUAGCUAUGAAGGUUUCGAGUAGCAAUUAUGGCUUGUUGAUGAUUCUGCUACUUGCCUGUGGUGCAGCACAAAUCUAUGCUGAUUAUCGGACCUGUAUCACCGGGCCAUGUGCUCGCAAGAAAAUGGCAUGUCCAGCUGAAUGCCCUAAAGCAAAUCCAACAGACCCCAAAGUGAGAAAAGUUUGCCGUUUGAACUGUAACUCGCCCGUAUGCCAGACCGAAUGCAAACGUAUCAAGCCGAAUUGCGAUGCACCUGGAGCAGCAUGCUUGGACCCCCGGUUCAUUGGUGGAGAUGGCAUUGUCUUUUACUUUCAUGGCAAAAGCAAUGAACAUUUCAGCUUAGUAUCUGAUCUCAACCUACAAAUCAAUGCCCGUUUUAUUGGCCUUCGGCCAGCAGGCAGAACCAGGGACUUUACUUGGAUUCAAGCCCUUGGCAUCCUCUUCGACUCGCACAGUUUCUCUCUUGAGGCCACCGAAGCAUCAACCUGGAAUGGUGAGGUUGACCAUCUAAAAUUCUCCCACAAUGGGGAAGAUCUAAUCAUACCGGAAGGCCAGUUAUCUACAUGGCAAUCCCCAGAUAGUGAUAUUAAAGUACAGAGAACAUCGAGCAAGAACAGUGUCCUAGUCACUCUCCCGGAGGUUGCAGAGAUCUCAAUCAAUGUUGUGCCAGUAACCAAAGAAGAUGACAGGAUUCAUAACUAUCAGAUACCUUCCGAUGACUGUUUUGCUCACUUAGAGGUUCAAUUCCAGUUCUUUGGUCUAUCGUCGAAAGUUGAAGGGGUAAUUGGGAGGACUUACCAGCCUGAUUUCAAGAACCCGGCGAAGCCAGGAGUUGCAAUGCCAGUUGUGGGAGGAGAGGAAAUGUUUAGGACAACAUCUCUUCUCUCUGCCGAUUGUGGCGCUUGUGUGUUCUCUCCAGCUGGGGUUUUGGACCAAAAGGACACUCUUCUGAUGGAUUUUGGCAAGCUUGAUUGCACCGGAGGUUCCAGCAGUGGACAUGGAAUAGUUUGCAGGAAGUGAGUGGGAAUAGUUGUCAUGUGCAAAAAUAACACCGGAAGUUUCAACUCCUUCCGGAAUAAUUGAAACUUAUUUGGUAAGAGUUUCAGGAGGAUUAUGGUCUGCUACAAAACAAUGAUUUCCAAUUUUAUAAUGAAAUUUGUUCCGUCAUUUUUGCUA
Populus trichocarpa (black cottonwood) is the source of this 1252-nucleotide messenger RNA. RefSeq lists its product as uncharacterized. NCBI's taxonomy places the organism in Eukaryota, Viridiplantae, Streptophyta, Magnoliopsida, Malpighiales, Salicaceae. The record is from RefSeq and is a predicted model, not a curated record. The transcript is spliced from 2 exons. Bases 83 to 1096 code for a protein of 337 amino acids.